Daktulosphaira vitifoliae (grape phylloxera) is the source of this 1012-nucleotide messenger RNA. RefSeq lists its product as uncharacterized. Lineage: Eukaryota; Metazoa; Arthropoda; Insecta; Hemiptera; Phylloxeridae. The coding region runs from base 80 to 712 and encodes 210 amino acids. The record is from RefSeq and is a predicted model, not a curated record. The transcript has 6 exons.
UUGCAAAACAACGUACGUAAAAUUAUUAUUUAAAUAAUUUUUUUUAAUUUCAAUUUUCUUAAGUAGAAACAUCAUUGCAAUGCAUUUAAAAACUUUUUUAAUGUUUUUUUCAGUAUGUUUUUUUAUCGGAACAAUGAGCAUAGGACUUACUGCUCAUCAAAUAAAUUUUUUUCAAAAAUUGAUAUGGGAAUAUGACGAUAUUGAAACGAUAAAUCGUGCUUUAUUAUGUAGUGGUAUCGAAGAGAAUUACAAUGAUUAUAGCCUUGAAGAUACGCCAGGCGUAAGACUCAUAAAGAUUAUGAAUUUUUUGGUUGGUGUUGAAAAGUGGGGUGAUAACAAAAAAGUGGAAAAACUAAAUAUUGAAGAGGUUAAAAAAAUCUCAACUGAGUUCUAUACAAUUGACAUAAACAAAAAUGGCCAUUUAGAAAAAGAAGAAUUCACAAAUUUUUCUUUCAAUCAUUAUUUUAUUGAAAUCAAAGAAAAGUUCUGUGAUAUCUUUGAAAAAUCUGUGAUGUAUGAUUUGAUAAAAGUUCCUCAUUUAAGAAGCGACAUAUGUGAUGUAAUGUUAAAAGUAUUAAAGUGCAGGGCACUUAUUAAUAAUACAGAAUAUGGUAAACUUGAUGAGAAGAAAACUAGUGACACAUUACUAUCCAUUUCAGGAAAUAAAAAUAAGGAUCCAGAAUUCUUCAAAUCAUAUCAUGAAGAAUACUAGACAGAUGUAUUAUAUAUGUAUAAAAGUAUUAUUUUGUUUAAAUUUUCAAUAACUCAUGUUUUUUUCAAAUAUUCUAAAAUUAUAAAAAGCUGUAAUCCCUACAUGCAAACAUUUAUUGUAUUUUAUUACUAUUAUUAUUGUAGCCAUUGGUCGUUGGCACUGGCCACAACCAUUAUCUUUAUUAUAUUAUGUCAUAUAUUAUGCAAUGUUACAUUACGAAAUUUUUAUUAUGGCGUUGAUAUUAAUUUUUUAUGUGCUUUAUGAAAAUACAAUUAUGUUUUUAAAAGUUUAAAGAAUCAA